Messenger RNA from Rosa rugosa (rugosa rose), 1491 nucleotides. RefSeq names its product phosphatidylinositol/phosphatidylcholine transfer protein SFH10-like. The record is from RefSeq and is a predicted model, not a curated record. The transcript has 8 exons. The coding region runs from base 160 to 585 and encodes 141 amino acids. Lineage: Eukaryota; Viridiplantae; Streptophyta; Magnoliopsida; Rosales; Rosaceae.
CUCUCGAAACUCAAACUCUGAUGUUUGCAUAUAUGAGAUACCCGUCACUCAUGCACCCACCCUUCAUCUGUUUAUUCGUACAUGAGUAGAAGGAUUCCUAUGCUAUGUGCAGAUCCAUGAGUACCAUAGGAGACAUCCAGCUGCACGCACUAGUUGUUGAUGCCAAUGAGGAACAUGAAGCACUGCUCAAACAGGAGCCUCAAGUGGAGAGUGAGAUUGGAACUUAUCACUUGCCUUCAGACGAUUGAUAGCAACAACUAUCCUGAGACUUUGAAUUGUAUGUUUAUCAUCAAUGCUGGUUCUGGUUUUAGAAUGUUGUGGAGCACUGUGAAGUCCUUCCUUGAUCCCAAGACAACUGAAAAGAUUAAUGUCCUUGGUGACAAGAGCAAGUUACUUCAAAUAAUUGAUGCUAGAUGGCUUUUCUUGGCAUGUCACCCUCGCUUGUGGCUGCAAGUUGAACGAUCCAUUAAAGAUCCAUUGGAGCCUGGCGUCUUCCCCAGUAUUGAGACAGCGGUUGCUGCCGCAAGGCUUGGCGACACCAUUCUAAUUUCAGCAGGGGGAAAGCAUCUUGCUUCUGAUACUUAAAUAGAAAAGCCACUUUGCCUGGUUUAGUGAAGUUAUAGCAGACUAGCGUGAUACAAGUUAAGUUGUGAACUAAGCAAUUCACUUAACCAGACUUGUUGAGAACUAUGGUUUGGUUUCAAUAUGCCGUAGGAAAUUGAUCAUAUAUCUCUGCAUCCCUAAUGUAUCCUAAAGUGAGUCUGCCUUUGCAAAAAAGUGAUGCCACUUUACUUUAUCUCAUAAAUUAACAAUUAAGCGGUAGGUCAUUUUGUUCUCCAUUUUCUAUCUCAAGUUACUUUGUUCAGAUUGGUGGAAGUGAGCUGCCGGAUGAGACAACCCUCAUUUGUUCUCGAGGUGCAGACAGGUUUGCUAAUGCAUUGGAGUUCCUGUCCACCUGCAAAUUGGCAAACUUAACUGUAAAGGCAGAGCCGGGUUGUUGCUUGCUUCAUAGAAGUGGAAGACUCACAAUAGAUGGGUGCGUGCUUCAGUGCCAGACAAAUCCCCUAGACUUCCUUUCAGUCCCCAUUGUGAGUACGGCAAGUGCGCAAACUCUGUUGUCUUCAACGGUGAAGUGUUAUAAGGAUGGUGUUUCUGUUUCUCGGACUCAAAUUGGAGGUGCCAACUGCCAAGGCUGUUUCAACUAGUGGAGGCCUCUGACAUUGCAGUGAGACCGAGUCAUUCAUGCUCGGACGUCGACUCUUGUUUUCUGGUUUGAUAUGGAGCAACAAUGAUGUCUUGCAUUCCUAGUUGGCAUUUGUACAAUAGUAAUUGUUUUUUUCUUUUUGGUAAACUAUGUACAAUAGUAAUUUGGAGUUGUUGCAUUUAUUUCAUGGGUAAUAAUUUCGAGGAUGUCUUUCUUACUGUUGUAAAGGUCAUUGCUAAAAUGGGAUAAUAAAUGAAAAUGAAUUGUGGGUGAAAUAUUCUUGCAAG